AUGGAAGAGAGCACUAUUUCAAAAAGGCACCCCAAUUCCACCAAUACCGAGUUGCCCUGUGUGUCUAAACCUGGCCUGGAAGAAAAAGGAAAAGAAGAAGAAUACAAUGACGUCGACCGAACAAUUCAUAGACUGGCAAGCCGUGUCUCACGACACACCGUGGCCUCGGACGUGACCAGGCCCUACAACGCUAUUUUUCAUCCCCUCCCCGGCUCGGAUCUCGACCCACAGUCCUCAAGUUUCGACACUCGGGCUUGGGUGGAAGCGCUCGUCCGAUACGAGAGCGAGGAUCUCGAGUCAGGACGACGCCGUAAGUCCGGUGUCUCCUUCCGCAAUCUGGAUGUAUACGGCUUCGGCAUGUCCACCGACUAUCAGAAGACCGUGGGAAACAGCAUCCUGUCACUAAUGACGCAACGGCGCAAACGACGGAUCGAUAUCCUCCACGGCCUCGAGGGGCUGGUCAACGCCGGCGAGAUGCUUUUAGUGCUUGGGCCGCCGGGUUCGGGGUGUUCGACCCUGUUAAAGACAAUCGCUGGGCAAAUGGAAGGGUUGUUUUUGGGCGACGAGGCCAUGAUGAACUAUCGAGGCGUCUCCAGCAAAGAGAUGCACACAUACUUCCGAGGAGAGGCCAUUUUUGCAGGCGAGAACGACGUUCAUUUUCCGAUGCUGUCGGUGAGGGACACGCUGGCUUUCGCAGCCCAUGCCAGAGCACCACGAGAGUUGCCGGCCGGGCUGAAGGCUGAGGAAUUCUCCAUGCUCGUGCGGGACGUCAUCAUGGCCAUGUUCGGUAUCUCGCAUACGGCGAACACAGUGGUCGGGAAUGACUUCGUCAGAGGGAUCAGUGGAGGAGAACGGAAACGAGUGAGCAUUGCCGAAGCAUCGCUGAGCGACGCCGCGUUGCAAUGCUGGGACAACAGUACGCGCGGGCUGGACAGCGCCAAUGCAGUGGAAUUCUGCAGAACGCUUCGCACGGCCACCGAGCUUUUACAAUCCACCGUCCUGGUGUCCCUGUAUCAAGCGCCCCAGGAGGCAUAUCAUCUUUUCGACAAGGUCACAGUCCUGUAUGAAGGACGGCAGAUUUUCUUCGGGCAGACAUCUGAAGCACGCACAUAUUUUGAAGAGUUGGGUUUUGAGUGCCCCGAGCGACAGACAACGCCGGACUUCCUCACCUCAAUGACCAGCCAGAAGGAACGUCUCGUGCGGCCAGGGUUUGAAGAUACAGCCCCACGCACAGCAACAGAAUUCGAGGAAAGAUGGAAGAAAAGCCACCAGCACCAACAGCUGAUGCUUCGAAUUGAGGCGUACGAAAGUAAAUUCAGACUGGGAAGCAAAUGUCUAGACGAGUUCGUGGCCUCACGCAGGGCCCAACAGGCAAGCGGCCAAAGAAUGAAGUCGCCGUAUACGCUGUCAUACAUGCAACAGACGCGUUUGUGUCUUUGGCGGGGUUGGAAACGCCUGCUUGCUGAUCCCUCCUUGGCGUAUAUCCAGCUUGGAGGCAAUACCAUCAUGGCCCUGGUCUUGGGCAGCAUCUUCUUCAAUCUACACAACGACACGAACAGCUUCUAUGGCCGAGGAGGGUUGAUCUUCUUCGCACUACUGCUGAGCGCUUUUGCCAGUGUUCUUGAGAUCUUGACGCUCUACGAGCAACGGCUGAUUGUAGAGAAACAUCAUCAGUUUGCUCUCUACCAUCCAUCUGCCGAGGCUGUCGCCAGUAUGCUAACUGACAUCCCAUAUAAAUUGCUCAACACGCUGUGCUUCAACCUCACGUUAUAUCUCAUGGCGAACCUACGGCGUGAAGCCGGGCCCCUUUUCUUUUUCAUUUUUGUUGCGUUCCUCAGCACAAUAGUGACAUCCAGCCUGUUCCGGACAAUUGCAUCCGUAUCGCGUACCAUGUCGCAGGCGAUGGUGCCAGCCGCUUUACUGGUCCUAGGCUUGAUCAUGUACACCGGCUUCACGAUGCCAACCAUGUACAUGCCUGGAUGGUCACGGUGGAUGGCCUAUGUCAAUCCGCUCAGUUAUGCCUUCGAGUCUCUGAUGAUCAAUGAGUUCCAUGAUCGCGCAUUCUCAUGCUCGGUCGUCGUUCCCUCGGGGCAGGACUACAGCGCCAUCAGCAUCAAUAACCGGGCCUGUGCGGAGGUCGGAAACACACUUGGCUCGACGACAAUCCAGGGAGACAUAUACAUCAACGACAAAUUCCAAUAUUACCAUUCCAACAAAUGGCGCAACGUGGGAAUCCUCGUCGCCUUUUGGGUUAUCUUCACGGUCGCCUACCUGGCGGCAACCGAGCUGCUCAGUAUGGCUAAGAGCAAAGGUGAAGUUCUCAUCUUCCGCCGAAGCCAUUUCGUCAACAAGAAAUCCACACGCCGAAUGGCCGAGGCCGACGACGAAGAGGCCCUCGGCGCCGAAAUGGCCACGAUGGAGCAGCCAGCCGCGAGAGACGAGACGCAAGUUCCCUCCCAUGAUGGCCAGAUCUUCCAAUGGCAAGACGUAUGUUACGAUAUCAAGAAUAAGGGAGAGGUCCGGCGUAUCUUGGACCACGUCGACGGGUGGGUUCAACCUGGAACUUUGACCUCCUUGAUGGGUGUUUCCGGUGCCGGCAAAACAACUCUUCUCAACGUUCUCGCCAACCGCGUCACGACCGGCGUCGUCACCGGCACCAUGCUUGUCGACGGCAGGCCCAGCGGUGCCUCCUUCCAGCGAAAAACAGGCUACGUGCAGCAGCAAGAUGUUCAUCUCUCGACCUGCAGUGUACGCGAGUCACUUGAGUUCAGUGCACUUCUCCGCCAGUCGGCGAGCGUCUCGCGAGAGGAGAAACUCGCCUACGUGGACGAAGUGAUCAAGCUGCUCGAGAUGGAAGAGUACGCGGAUGCCAUCGUUGGCGUCCCUGGUGAAGGAUUGAACAUCGAGCAGCGCAGACGUCUCACCAUUGGCAUCGAGCUGGCCGCGAAGCCCGAGUUGCUCCUGUUUCUGGACGAACCGACCUCCGGACUGGACUCGCAGACCUCGUGGGCGAUUUGCCAACUGCUGAAACGACUUGCAUGCAGUGGCCAGGCAAUUCUAUGCACAAUCCACCAGCCAUCUGCCAUUCUGUUCCAGGAAUUCGACAACUUGCUGCUUCUCACGAAAGGUGGGAAAACCGUAUACUUUGGAGAAAUCGGCGAGAGCUCGGCAGCUCUCAUCCGAUAUCUAGAGUGUAAUGGAGCAAGCCCGUGCCCUCCUGACGCUAACCCGGCCGAGUGGAUGUUAACCGUGAUCGGCGCCGCACCUGGGUCGCAAACCACAGUCGAUUGGCCGAAAGUCUGGCGAGACUCGCUUGAAUAUCAGUCCGUCAAGGUGAAACUACACGAAAUUCGAACCUCGAGGGCUACCAUAGGUGGCAACCUACAAAUGCACCCAUCCAGUUACUCAAACAACGGGUCGUAUGCCGCAUCAUUUCUGGCGCAGUGGUGGUUCGUUCAGAAACGUGUUGCGGCGCAAUAUUGGCGAACGCCGUCGUAUAUUUAUUCCAAAAUCGCCCUUACAGUGGCCUCCGCUCUAUUCAUCGGUUUCAGCUUUUACAAUGCGCGUAAUACUAUUCAGGGACUACAAAACCAGAUGUACGCCGUGAUGAUGCUAUUAAGUAUGUUCGGACAGCUCAGCGAGCAGAUUAUGCCCCAGUUCAUCAACCAGCGGGAAAUUUACGAAGCGCGCGAGAGGCCAUCCAAGAUAUAUGAUUGGAAAGUCUUGAUGAUGAGUAACCUCGUGAUUGAGAUCUUCUGGAACACCUUGAUGGCCGUGAUGGCCUACUUUUGCUGGUACUAUCCCAUCGGACUAUACCAGAACGCCGUUUCCACGCACGAAGUCAUCUCCCGCGGCGGUCUGGUGUUCUUGUUUAUCUGGGCAUUUAUGAUGUUCACCAGUACCUUCACGCACAUCCUCAUUGCUGGGAUUGACAGUGCCGAUUCGGCUGGGAGUGUUGGGAACGUCUGCUAUAUGCUGUGUAUCUCCUUCUGCGGCAUCCUCGUCAAAAAGGCUUCCCUGUCCGGAUUCUGGACAUUCAUGUACUACGUAUCCCCGUUCACGUGGCUCGCAUCCGGUCUUCUUUCGACUGGUGUAGCUAACACAAGGAUCGUGUGUGCAUCCAAUGAGUAUGUCAAAUUCCUUCCGCCGGCGGGACAGUCGUGCGGCUCAUAUAUGGCCUCCUAUAUCUCCUCGUCCGGUGGGUAUUUGAUUGAUCCAUACAACACCGAGCACUGUGAAUUUUGCCAACUGAGCAAUACGAAUGAGUAUCUCGGCACGGUCAACAUCCGAUACGAGGAUCGCUGGAGGAAUUUGGGCAUUGUCCUGGUGUAUGUUGUGGUUAAUGCCGUGGGUGCUUUGGGUGUGUAUUGGUUAGUUCGGGUGCCAAAGAGAAAAGGGGGUUUGGGGAAGCGGAAGGAAGAAUGA
Penicillium canescens is the source of this 4425-nucleotide messenger RNA. RefSeq lists its product as uncharacterized. Gene Ontology annotation, cellular component: membrane. The transcript is spliced from 11 exons. Gene Ontology annotation, molecular function: ATP binding; ATP hydrolysis activity; ABC-type transporter activity. The coding region runs from base 1 to 4425 and encodes 1474 amino acids. NCBI's taxonomy places the organism in Eukaryota, Fungi, Ascomycota, Eurotiomycetes, Eurotiales, Aspergillaceae. Gene Ontology annotation, biological process: transmembrane transport. The record is from RefSeq and is a predicted model, not a curated record.